Drosophila elegans is the source of this 1164-nucleotide messenger RNA. It is a transcript of the gene ODA-Dnal1, whose product is annotated as dynein light chain 1, axonemal. Gene Ontology annotation, molecular function: protein kinase binding. Gene Ontology annotation, cellular component: cytoplasm. NCBI's taxonomy places the organism in Eukaryota, Metazoa, Arthropoda, Insecta, Diptera, Drosophilidae. The transcript has 3 exons. The record is from RefSeq and is a predicted model, not a curated record. Bases 513 to 1079 code for a protein of 188 amino acids.
UUGGGUAUAAAUUUAAGCAAACCGAUGGAACCAUGGCCGAUCUUCUUCAAUAUUUACAAAAAUAGCAUUUAUUACCAUAAGACUUAUCAAUGUAUCUACCCAAAAAAAACUAUUUCAGUUUGCAUUAAUAGUAAUUCAUUUUUUAUUGUUCCCUUAAAAUAAAAAAUAUCUAACAUUAUUAAAAACUAUUUCAAACUUGUACAUCAGAUUUUACAGCUAAUUUCUUAAAAUAUUUUUAACUACGUGUUAAAUGUUUUAAAUAUUUUAUUUUUUGUGAAAAAAAUUCCCCAAAUCUUAUAACAUUAUAAAAAAUGCCCUCACUUUUACGAAAGUUUGUGUAAAAGGGUGACUUACCUCAAAUGAAUGUUCCGUAUUUUGUGGUGUUGAGCGAAAAUAAAGUUUUGCCUCUAUUGAUAUUUGUUACUAACUUACUUCACCUUGGCAACGAGGAAGUUUGUUUAGUUUUCACCAAUUUUCUUGUCCAUUGAGUAAAAGUUUUUCGAUGCAGCAGCAUGUCCAAAGCAACCACAAUUAAGGAGGCACUGAAGCGAUGGGAGGACCGGGAGCAGCAAAAUUCCCUGACUGCCAAGAACAUUGAUCUGCAAUUCCAGUGGCCGCCCAUCGAGAAAAUGGACAGCACAUUGGGCACGCUGGUGCAGUGCGAGAGAAUCAGUAUGUCCACUAAUAUGAUUGAGAAGAUUUUCGGCUUAUCGGGCAUGAAGUGCCUUAAAGUGUUGUCCUUAUCAAGGAACUACAUCAAGCAGAUUUCGGGACUGGAGGCUGUGGCCGAAACGCUGGAGGAGCUAUGGCUCAGCUAUAAUCUCAUCGAGAAAAUCAAAGGCUUGACAGGACUUAAGUGCCUCAAGGUGCUCUACAUCAGCAAUAAUUUGAUCAAGGACUGGUCGGAGUUCAAUCGCCUGGCCGAGAUAGAGUCCCUCGAAGAUCUGGUGGUGGUAGGCAAUCCUCUAUCCGAAGGAUUGGACGAACCAUCUUGGCGGGCGGAGUGCAUCAAGAGGUUGCCCACCAUCCGCAAACUGGACGGCGAACCCGUCGUUCUCAAUGAGGAGCCUCAGCUAUAAGUGCAUUCCUUAUCGAGUAAAUAAGUAAAGUAACAAAUUAUAGCAUUUAUUUGUCAUUAGAGCUUGCUUUUAAUUAUUCAUAACC